This is a messenger RNA of Chaetomium globosum CBS 148.51, 855 nucleotides long. RefSeq lists its product as uncharacterized. The record is from RefSeq and is a predicted model, not a curated record. NCBI's taxonomy places the organism in Eukaryota, Fungi, Ascomycota, Sordariomycetes, Sordariales, Chaetomiaceae. The transcript has 2 exons. The coding region runs from base 1 to 855 and encodes 284 amino acids.
AUGGACGCGCUCCGCUCGGCGAUCCAGCCGAUCACGCACAACCUGCCCGGUCCGAUCCGCGACCUCGGCGAGUCCAUCAUCGGCGACGCUUGCUACAAGGCGCUCCUCCUCGAUGUCGACCUCGAGAACACGGCGUGUGUCAAGCUGGCCGUCAGCAAGGGCCUAGGCAUCGGCAUCGUGGGCGCGUCGUCCAUCGUCAAGGUGCCGCAGAUUCUCAAGCUGGUGCAGUCGCAGUCGGCCAGCGGCGUGUCGUUCCUCUCGUACCUGCUCGAAACCAGCAGCUACCUCAUCUCGCUCGUCUACAACGUCCGCAACGCCUUCCCCUUCAGCACCUACGGCGAGACCGCGCUCGUCCUGGGCCAGAAUGUCAUCAUCACCGUGCUGGUGCUCAACUACAGCGGCAGGGCCAGCAUGGCGGCCCUGUUCGUCGCCGCCCUUGCUGCCAGUGUUGUCACGCUGUUCAGUGAGAACCUUGUGGACAUGCAAAACCUGAGGUACCUCCAGGCCGGCGCCGGUGCGCUUGGCGUGGCGAGCAAGGUGCCUCAGAUUCUCGCGAUUCUGCAGGAGGGUGGUACGGGGCAGCUAAGCGCGUUUACCGUUUUCAACUACCUCCUCGGCUCGCUCGCGCGCGUCUUUACGACAUUGCAAGAAGUGGACGACAAGCUGAUCCUAUACGGAUUCGUCGCUGGGUUUGCGCUGAACCUCGUGCUCGCGCUGCAGAUGGUCUACUAUUGGAAUGCGCCGUCGGCUAAGGCUAAGGGCAAGCAAAAGGAGGUUCCCGUGGCGGCGCCGGUCUCGGCUACCACGACAUCAACACCCAAGAGCAAAGGGCCCACGACUCGUCGCCGUGGUUAG